This is a messenger RNA of Phragmites australis (common reed), 976 nucleotides long. RefSeq names its product PLASMODESMATA CALLOSE-BINDING PROTEIN 2-like. Lineage: Eukaryota; Viridiplantae; Streptophyta; Magnoliopsida; Poales; Poaceae. The transcript is spliced from 3 exons. Bases 186 to 749 code for a protein of 187 amino acids. The record is from RefSeq and is a predicted model, not a curated record.
AAAGAGAAAGCAGCUUCUCCGAGGAAGGAGCUGGAGGAGGAGAUCCUCUCUCCCGCCCCCGUCUUCCCCAUAUUCGGACCCAUCGCUCUCCUCCUUCCCACAUUCCCUUCCCACCACCUUUCCUCUCUCUCUCUCUCUCUCUCUCUCCGUCACCGUCAGUCAGUUCGCUCCGACCCCCACCACACAUGCGGCGGCGCGGGCGCCUCCCUGCGGCGCUGUGGCUCGUCGCCGUGGCGUGGGCGGCGGUGAUGCUCGUCAUGGCGCGGCCGGCGGCGGCGGCUUGGUGCAUCGCACGGAGCGGGGCGUCGGUGAAGGCGCUGCAGGCGGCGCUGGACUACGCGUGCAGCCCCGCGGGGGGCGCCGACUGCGCGCCCAUCCAGGCCAGCGGCCUCUGCUACCUCCCCAACACCCUCGCCGCGCACGCAUCCUACGCGUUCAACUCCAUCUUCCAGCGCUCGCGCGCCGCGCCCGGCGCCUGCGACUUCGCCGGCACCGCCACCAUCACGCUCACGGACCCCAGUUAUGGAUCAUGCACCUACCCUGCAUCUCCAAGCACUGCCGGGCAGUCAGGAUCGCCAGGCACGCCGAGUACUCCCACGUCUCUAUCACCACCGGGCACCGAUAGCUCCGGAGGCCUGAACGCACCUGACAUCGGUCCAGAAGAGUCCAGUGCCGAGGCUCCGGCUGCCGCGUCUUUCACAUCUCUUGCUCUGUCCUGUUUCAUGUGCUUGUUCCUGCAGUGGUGGUGAUGCAUGGACGAUCUAGUUUGUAGACUCUGUAGAGCAUUUGCGAUGCUGGCAUGUGGCGUCGUUGCAUCACGAUGUAAGGAACUGCCACAAUUUUGUUUCAGGGGAUUUGGUUGCCUGGUUGGUGGUAGCGGUUGUAACCUGCCGUUUCAAGUGAAAGGCAAGAGACCUCAGUUCAUGCUGCUUGCUUUUUCUUGGGGUUCUCAUCCGUUUUUGUUCUUGUCAAUUCA